UUCUCUUCCACUUAACUCAUAUCAACCUUCGCCGGAAAUAAUGGCUUUCCCGCGAUUUCUUUCUCUCCUCACCACCGUCACUCUCUCUCUUUUCCUCACCACGACCGAUGCUUCCUCUCGCUCUCUAUCCACUUCACCUAAAACGACAGUACUCGACGUCGUUUCAUCUCUCCAGCAAACACAAACUAUCCUCUCACUCGACCCGACUCGUUCCUCACUCACCACCACCAAACCCGAAUCCAUAUCCGACCCGGUUUUCUUCAAUUCAUCUUCACCACUAUCUCUAGAGCUUCACUCUCGAGACACUUUCGUCGCGUCACAGCAUAAAGACUACAAAAGCCUAGUACUGAGUCGACUCGAGCGUGACUCAUCCCGAGUCGCCGGAAUCGCCGCGAAGAUCCGUUUCGCCGUGGAAGGAAUCGAUAGAUCCGAUCUCAAACCCGUUAACAACGAAGAUACUCGAUAUCAACCCGAGGCUCUAACGACACCUGUCGUCUCCGGAGUCUCCCAAGGAAGCGGCGAGUACUUUUCAAGAAUCGGAGUCGGAACUCCGGCGAAAGAGAUGUACUUGGUUCUCGACACCGGAAGCGACGUGAAUUGGAUCCAGUGUGAGCCUUGCUCCGACUGUUAUCAACAAUCCGACCCGGUUUUUAACCCGACUUCAUCUUCCACUUACAAAUCACUCACUUGCACUGCUCGACAGUGCUCUCUUCUCGAAACCUCCGCUUGUCGUUCAAACAAAUGUCUCUACCAAGUUAGUUACGGCGACGGAUCUUUCACCGUCGGUGAACUCGCUACCGAUACGGUGACGUUUGGUAACUCCGGUAAACUAAACGACGUCGCUUUGGGUUGUGGUCACGAUAACGAAGGUCUCUUUACCGGAGCAGCCGGUUUACUCGGUUUAGGAGGUGGAGCUUUAUCGAUAACCAAUCAAAUGAAAGCGACGUCGUUUUCUUACUGCCUCGUUGACCGUGACUCGGGAAAAUCGUCGAGUCUUGAUUUCAACUCGGUCCAACUCGGUAGCGGAGACGCGACGGCGCCGCUUCUCCGUAACCAAAAGAUCGACACUUUCUACUACGUCGGACUUAGUGGAUUCAGCGUCGGUGGUCAAAAAGUCAUUAUGCCUGAUGCUAUCUUCGACGUCGACGCUUCGGGAAGUGGAGGAGUGAUCUUGGAUUGUGGAACCGCCGUGACUCGUCUUCAAACUCAGGCUUAUAACUCGCUGCGUGACGCGUUUCUUAAACUCACCACGAAUCUCAAAAAAGGAACUUCGAGCAUCUCUCUGUUCGACACGUGUUACGACUUCUCGUCUCUCUCCACCGUGAAAGUACCGACAGUUGCGUUUCAUUUCACCGGAGGAAAGUCGCUUGAUUUGCCGGCGAAGAAUUAUCUGAUCCCAGUAGAUGAUAACGGAACGUUCUGCUUCGCAUUUGCUCCGACGUCGUCGUCGUUGUCGAUCAUCGGAAAUGUGCAGCAGCAAGGGACACGUAUCACUUACGAUCUAGCGAAUAAGAUUAUCGGAUUGUCAGGGAAUAAAUGCUAAAGAAGAAAAGUAGACGAAUUAAUAGUUUUACAGCUAUAUCAGUAAAACUUUUAUGGAACU
Messenger RNA from Arabidopsis arenosa, 1603 nucleotides. NCBI's taxonomy places the organism in Eukaryota, Viridiplantae, Streptophyta, Magnoliopsida, Brassicales, Brassicaceae. The record is from the annotation of a GenBank genome assembly.